Molecule: messenger RNA, 1093 nt
Organism: Stegodyphus dumicola
Lineage: Eukaryota; Metazoa; Arthropoda; Arachnida; Araneae; Eresidae
Product: endothelin-converting enzyme 1-like
Biological process (GO): protein processing
Cellular component (GO): plasma membrane
Molecular function (GO): metalloendopeptidase activity
Source: RefSeq, a predicted model, not a curated record
AUGUAUGGAUUACCCAAUUCCUGUAACCGCUUACGAGUGGACUUUCUUGGCCAACGUUCGACAGACGCUGCAGCCUUCAAACACGUUUUCAUUCGUGUUAGUGGUCGUUAUGAGUAUCUUUUAUGCAACCAGUUGUCAAAGAGCUUUUUCUUCUACCGUAAAAUUGUUGGUUUUGAAGGGAUCAAUGUAUGCACUUGUGGGGCCCACGAGAUGUUGCCCGGGAUAGCUGCGGAGUCUGGACUAGAUCCGAAUAGUCUAAGCUCUUCUGAAUUGAUGGAUGUACCAGCCCUUCAGAAUUUCCUGAAAGAACUCGGAAUUUUAGACUGGCCUAACUUGCCAUCUGACUUCCAGUUCGUGAAUCCCACCAUCGAAGAAUUCUUGGCUAUUCUGGCUGCUCACAACCAACCAGCCUUUUUACGAUUCACGAGCGAUCAAUCCGAAGAGGAAAUCAAUUCAGAAGGAAAGCUGCUCAACAUGACCGUCUCUUACUUCUACGUUCUAACCAUCCCAGAAAGAACAGUUGGUAAGUUCAGGAACAUGAUGCUUGGAAUACUCAAAUACCUUAACGUGGAUCAAUCGACAGCUAACAGAAUAUGGCAGGAAUUUCUGAGGAUAAAUGAUGAAAUUCGAAGAAUAGCUGAGGUGGAUUGGGAUGAUAUUUGUGAAGACUGCGAAGAUGAUUCCAUGAUGCUAGAUUGUACCGGGGAAGUUGAAGAUAACCUGAAACCCAUAUGUAACAUCGUGAAGGCCGUAGUCAAUUAUACAGGUAUAGGAGAUCAGUAUUCUUCACUUGGCGCCUUUAUCUCUGAUGCUGAAUACGUUAAAAGCUUGUUUCCGUUGCUGAAUAAUCUUACUCAUAAGGCCAUAGCUGAUUAUCUCAUGUUACGCGUUAUUAUGGAUAAUAUGGACGACAUGAGCUUCAUCUUAAGACUAGUGCUGCAAGAGAGCUUCGAGGGUCAAGCGCAAACGCCAUUCAAGUAUAAUCUGAAUAAGUGGAAGCACUGCGUAGGAUGGAUCUCUUUGUACAUGCCCUACGCUUUAGGGGUGGAAUAUGUGUCCAAAUUCCUUCCUAAGCGGAAACUAAAAAAGGUUA